CAAACUCCUCAAACUCUGGUUCGCUUAUUCUAAAAAUGUUAGGAGUGAGAGAAAAGUGAAGGAAGCCAGAUAGAGUUGAGGUUUUUAAAUAUGUUUUCCAUCUCUAAAUCACUCCAAUCGUUUUUUAUUGACAUAAUCCAAAAGUUAUUUUGAGGCAGGGAUUUUCAUUGUGUUCAGACUCUCAUAAAUUAUUUGUAAAGUUGCUUUGAAGAAACUCCGAUUCGAGCAAGUGGAGCAUCAAUUCGGACUUGGAUCUUCUUUUGGGAUAUAACUGUUUCCAGCAUUUCUAUGCUACUGGUCUACGUUAUUACAUUGAUAGGUCAGUUAUUUGUUUGAAGGACGUUUCCAAAACAAAAGCCUGCUUUUUGUUCGUCGUUGAGUUUGAGCUUUUUACCUUUCACCUGUCAUUGUAGCCUAAAGACUGAAAAUGUCUGCUGAAAGAUAUUCAACUUUGGAUGAACCGUCGCUUCGGAAUCUGCUGGAUGGGACGAUGGACCUGGAUGAGCGGCGGCUGAUCCGUUCAGCCAUCAGAGAGCUGAGGAGGAGAGAGAUAGAGGACAUGGAGGCAACCCUGGCCAGCAAACGCUUCCGGCACAAACGCCUCAACCAGAAUGACGACAAAGAGAACCAGCUCACAAAUAGGUCAGAUUUGGCUGACUCCCUAAACAUCCUCUCUGUGAAACUACAAGCCAUCCAGGACAUUGAGGAACUGUCUGGACUGCUGCGUGCGGCCACUGAGUAUGAGGAGAGGAAACUGAUCAGAGCUGCCAUCCGCCGCCUCCGAGACGAGGAGCAGCAGGGUACAGGGCAGAAAGGGAGAACCACCGACCGAUGUCUAGAAUCUGAGGGCCUGGAUCUCCAAAACAGCCUGGGAGCAGGGGACACAGAGAGGGAGAGCUUUGGCGAGCGAGAGAGAAUCAAGUCACAGAUCCGGGAGCUGCGCAGCCACCAGACGCAGCAGGGCAGAGAGCUACAUAGGACAGGCUCCAACUCAGGCAUGGUUCUGGUUCUGGACCCCCUGGUGAGGAAAGAGGUCUCCGGCCCUCUGCUGAACCAUCCAAAGAUCUGGGACCCUGUGACAUCAUCAGAGCUGGAUGUGGUCCUGUCCCACCGCCAGUGCUCUGAUUCGACAUCCUCGGACCACACCCUGGCCUCCAGGCCCCGUCUCGACUCAGGAGCCUCAGAGAAGAGCCUGGGUCUGGGCUCAGCCUUCAGAACCAGGGUAGACUCAGGAGCGUCAGAAAAGAGCCUGGGUCUGGGCUCAGCCUUCAGGACCAGGGUGGACUCAGGAGCAUCAGAAAAGAGCCUGGGUCUGGGCUCAGCCUUCAGGACCAGGGUGGACUCAGGAUCGUCAGACAGAAGCCAGUGUUCAGUCCACAGAGGCAGACUGGACUCUGGGGCCUCCGAGUCCCGCUUCAGACCGAGACUAGACUCUGGCACGUCAGACUCCAGCACGGAACCGCCAGCCCCUCUAGGCUCUGAGACUUCUGACAGCACAGGGCUGCUGUCACGGAAACGACGGGACUCUGGGACUUCUGACCUGAGCGUGGGUGUGUCUUCUGUUGAGCGGGGCCGUGUGGAAGAGCCAGAGGUGACCAUGAGUAGCUCCUCCUCCAGCACAGAUUCAGAGGCUGAGAGCACCAACCACCAUUCAGCCCAACCCCGCCCAGACCGCUCCACUACCAACUGUGAUCAGCCUGAUGGGGCCGUCCUAUCCAGGAAAGCCUCAGACUCCCACAGUACCCUGCUCAAUGGCAGUUCCAAGGGAAGAGGAGACAUCCAGGAACAGAAGGUCAGAGAUACUUUAUUCACUACUGUCAGCAAAGCAAGCGAUGCAGUGCCUGAAAAGGAGCCGGUUGUCUUGGCCCCGUUUGGCCGGGCUAACUCUGUGCGGGACCGUAUGCGUAAGUUCACAGAGCCCAGCCCAAGCCCCAGUGUCCCGUUCCUGAAGAGGGGCUCUCAGUCUCUAAGGAAUGGGACAGCCCCCAGUGCCCGAGUCCUAGGCAGAGCCACCGAGCUGAGUGAGGGACGAGCAGCAGCGCCAGUCAACCAAACAGCAAUGACCACAGCAGUAUCCAUCAGAUCCCUUACAGACAGGCACGGGAGAUCCCAUGUAGGUUCUACAUCGUACUCUUCAUCCUCCUCCUCCUCAGAGAACCUUGUCCAAUGCCAGGGCACAAUUCAGCCAGGGGGCGUGGCCACCAAAGAUCUGCAAACCGCUGCUCAAUCCAUGAGCACAGUAGGCGGGGCGAAGCAGCCGGCUAAAAAGCUGCAGCACUCCUCGGGCAUCUCAAAGGAAGACAAGACCCUAGGGAACCAGGGAGAGGCAGACCCCGACAUGAAGACCUUCCUAACUAUCGAGAUCAAAGAUGGACACACCAUCACCACCUCCUCCUCCUCCUGCUCCUCCUCCUCUUCCUCUAGAGGCAACCUGGCCUCCAUGACCCCCAUGGCCCCACGCAUCACCACCAACUCCAUGGGACAGAGAGCAGAGUUGACCAUGGGUCUGAGAGCCACCCCCUUCAAGACCUCCUCCUCCAGCCUCACUUCUGGAUCCUCUUUCAAGAUGGAGACAGAGCCUGUGAUGGCCUCAGAGCCAGUGUUUGCAGUGGAGCCCUCGGUGCAGGUGGCAUGCUGUCAGGCCCCGGCUACUGUACCCAACGGCUCUUCUGCAGCUCGGGCCAAAGUCGAAGAACGCUCCGGAAAACUGACUGCAGAACAGCUGGCCGCCAUCGACGACGAGGAGCUCCUGGAUAAAAUGCUGGAUGAGUCCAGGGACUUUGAGGAGAGGAAGAUGAUCCGACAAGCCAUGAGAGAUCUGCGUAAGAGGAAGAGAGACCAGAGAGAAAAGGAGAGAGAGGUUCGUCUUGUGGAGCUUCGGCAGCAGAGAGAAGAGCGCGCUCAGAAGGGUCGUACGGGAGGAGGAGGAGCUGAAGAGGUCGUGAUGAGGAAGGUGGAGAAGUCAGCUGAUGGCUCCACCCUCAGCCAAGUCACCAAGACAAACCACUUCGCCCAGUCUGGGGAUGGCAGCAGGACAGCUCACAGCACCAUCAUGGAGGCCAGUUAUGUGAAGAAAACAGACAUGGGGACAGUCCAGUCGAAGUCCUACAGCUACUCGUCUACCUCUUCCAGCUCCGCCAGGAAAGUGGGCAGUGUGUUUGACCGUGAGGAUGACUCGGCGUCCCGUGCUGCGGAGCGCCGGCAGGCAGAGAAGCGUAAGGAGCUGAUGAGAGCCCAGAGUCUGCCCAAGACGUCCGCCGCACAGUCCCGCAAAGCCAUGAUCGAGAAGUUGGAGAAGGAGAGCGGAGGUCCAGGGAAUAAAGCGGUUGCCAAGGUGAACAUGGUCCAGCGCUCCGCUAGCUGUGUGGUGCCCAAUGCCAACUCCAUCAAACAGAUGCUGCUGGACUGGUGCCGUGCCAAGACACGCUCAUACGAGAAUGUGGACAUCCAGAACUUCUCGUCCAGUUGGAGUGAUGGCAUGGCGUUCUGUGCCCUGGUCCAUAACUUCUUCCCAGAGGCCUUUGACUACUCCUCUCUCACCGCUGCCAACCGCAGACACAACUUUGAGGUGGCCUUCAGCACUGCAGAGAAGCUGGCUGACUGUCCCGAGCUGUUGGACGUAGAGGACAUGGUGCGGAUGCGUGAGCCAGAUUGGAAGUGUGUGUACACGUACCUGCAGGAGUUCUACAGGGGCCUGGUGACCAAGGGCCUGGUUAAAACCAAAAACUCCUCCUAGAGUCACACCCCUAGGACCCCAAAUGCACUCAUGGGAAUGUGCCAACUGCAUGCCCCUACUGGAAGUGGAGGACAUGAUGAUCAUGGGGAGGAAGCCUGACUCCAAGUGUGUGUUCACCUACGUGCAGUCACUGGUCAACCACCUGCGCAGGCACGAGAUGAAUCUCGCCAAGGCCUUUGCCAAACUCCAGGCCACCGACUUCUGAUCUGCCCCUGAGCUCACAGUGUGUCCUCUCCCAUCACACCACUAUACUGUACCCCUCCUGUCCUCCUAAGCCCUGUCCCUCAACACCACCCCUGUCCCAACAGGCUGACAGCAGCCCAGACUCUGAGUGAGGGGUGUUACUGAUUUGCACAUCUCUGAUGGCCAACGACAGAAGAGUGUUUGUGUAGAAGUGUCUAUCUCUGAUGAUUAUCUUUGUUGACAGUGGUGGCAUGUCAGACAGAAAUUCCCCUCCUCUGGACACACAUCUAUUCAUGCUUUGGAAGUCCUAGGUUUAUGGCACCAACAAAACCCUGCAUGAAAUGAACAUGAGAAAAAUAUGCAUUUUAUUGUACUCACUCACCUUAAUGCCUACAUUUUUUUUUCUGUGACAAUUGUAAGAUGUUACUCAAGCUGUUGGUGAUGAUGAAGAAAAAUAAUAUGCAUCUGUUUUAUAUUCCUUCAGUCCCCACUCUGGUUCUGUUUAAGGUGUUAACAAAUCUGCUUGCUUUUUAAAACACAUCUACUUGAA
This is a messenger RNA of Salvelinus namaycush (lake trout), 4469 nucleotides long. RefSeq names its product smoothelin-like. Gene Ontology annotation, biological process: actin cytoskeleton organization. The coding region runs from base 428 to 3736 and encodes 1102 amino acids. The transcript has 20 exons. The record is from RefSeq and is a predicted model, not a curated record. Gene Ontology annotation, molecular function: protein binding. NCBI's taxonomy places the organism in Eukaryota, Metazoa, Chordata, Actinopteri, Salmoniformes, Salmonidae. Gene Ontology annotation, cellular component: filamentous actin; microtubule organizing center.